AUGCCAGCCAUAGCGAAUGGGACAACAUCACAACCAGCCAAUCCACAUCCCAUCCCUCCUGAUCCGAAUCUACCACCGAACAAAAACAACAAAAACAAUAAUAACAACAAAUCAUCAUCUUCAACGCACAAACAACAACAACAACAGCAACAACAACAGACUUCUUUAAGUGGUAUCGACUUGAAUCGUAUACCUCAACCAUCACCUAAAGUCAUCUCAUCAAGUUCACAUAUCGAUAAACAUUUCUUACCGCGCAGAUUCUUGGGAGCUAUUCCCGAGAAAAUCGUUAAUUCAGAUGAAACCAUAGAGAACCGUAAAAAGUUUCAUCAAUUGAGAAAAAAUGCAAUUUCACAUUUACCGUUACUUGGUCAUACCCACAGCGAAGACUCGUUCUCCCAUUUCGGUAAUGAUAAUGGCAAUGGUAAUGAAAGAGAUGAUGUUGGAUUGAUUAGGGAAGCUGCGAAAAGAAUCAAGAUUCGAAAAAGAGGGAAAACUGAUCGUGUAAUGGAUCUGGAUUUGGAUUUGGAUGUCGGUACUCCUGAAGAACGACAAGGACAAGGCAGAGGAAAAAUAAAAGGCGGUAUAGGUAAAGGAAAAGAUAGUUGGAUAGGUGAAAGUUUUGAUAUCGGACGUGAAUUCUUAGGAUCAGUCAUUCAUGAACAUGAAGAUGCAGACGAAGAAAUACAACCUCCUUCUUCAUCUUCUAUACAUCAAGGAGAUAACCAAGUUGUGAAUGAGGCAAAGGGGAAAGGUGGAGCAGGCGGUGGACAGUCAGAAAGUGUACCUAGUCGACCAGCAGUUUCGACUCGAACAACGCAAGAGACUUUCGUUACUGCCAGAACGGGAUUCUCUUCCAGUCGAGGCGAAGGAGCAUCAUCAUCUAAAUCAACACUCGAUUUGAACGACACUUCCACUUCAGCCGAAGGAUAUCAACUUACUCCCCAAGCUUCUCUCAAUGGUCUAUCAAGUUCACCUGGAACAAUCACGAUUACCAAUAUAAGAGAUUCCACUUCAUCUUCUACUCAACCACUUGUUCCACCUUCCAUCAAGCACCGUUCUCAGGAUUCAUCAGAUACAGUCAAAGCCAUUGUCACACAAAACAAAUCAUCAAAUGGUCUAUCGACGAGGCUGAAAUCAGCUCUGAGGAAAUCAUCAUCUAAACCUGAAAAUGAACUAUAUUCAACCCAAUCAGCGAUAUAUGCGACAUCGUCUAAUAACCAAUUGUCACAACAAAAGCAGAAGCAGAAACAGAAAGACAAACAAAAUAAAUCAAAAAGUGUGCAAUUCCCAAUCGAUCCUAUACAAGGACCGUCAUCUAUGAAGAAGGUAUUAGGAGAUGAUCUAAAUGAUCACACGACUAAAGGCGAUAAAGCCCCUGUAGAUCCUGCAGAGGUGUUAGAGAGAUCAGGUGAUGAAGUCGCUGGAACUAGUCAUGAAGCAGUCGAAGAGGCUCUGGAGGAAGAAGAAGAGGAUUGGGAAGAGGUUAGAAAACCUGGUGAAGUGAUUUUGAGGGAUAGGAUGCUAGUAAGAGUUGGUUAUCAUAGAGAAGACAAUGUAAGAGGGUUUGAUGAAGCUUCUCAGCGCCGAAACCCAUGUGCCCGACUUGACCCACUGGAAGAGUUCAUCGUAAUUUAUCGUAAAUCACAGAUCGAACUAUAUUCAAAUUACACUUAUCCCUUUCAAGAGAAAGUCGUCGGUCAUAAGCAUUUAGCAUUUGUUAUACCACUCUUGCCUCAUCGGACUAGUUUAUCCAUUUUCAAUUCCGAGGAUGUGACCAUUUGUCUAACUACGUCCAUCAAUAAACUGCAAGAUGAUGUCUCAAACAUCUUACGAUCAAGUACAACCCGAGCUGGAGCAGUGAAGAAUCGAGUGAAGCAAUCAAAACAAGUACAAUGGCUUCGAGGUAGGAGAAGAGGUACACAAGUGUUCAUAAUGAAAUUGGCGGAAAGAUCAAGAAGUUUAGAUUGGUAUUGGGAAAUAUGGAGGGAUUUAAAUGGUGAAUUACCUGAUCGAUUUGAUGUGUCUGUCCCAUCAUUAUCGACUUCAAUAAGGUUGAUCAUUCCACAAGAUGAAGAAUAUUAUAUGGUAGGCAACUCAAGUCAAUGUGCCAAAUUUGAAAAAUCCAAAAUCAUCGAAAACUGUUGGGAAAUGUUGAAAGAAUCAAUGGAUAUAGAAGAAUUAAGGAGACAGAAUGAUGAGGACUCUGAAAAUAGAAGUGGGAAGUUGAAUGUACAAUUGGCAUGGAAAUCGAGUGAUGGCAAUUUAGAUUGGCUCACUUUUGAUCAAACUGUUCAAGGUAAGAAAAGAGAUUGGACUUUAUUGGCUGGUUUGGCUAGAUCUCAAGGAGAAUCGAAGCCACGUGAAUUACAAUUAAGACCCGCAAAACAUCAACCAAACUCGAUUAAGUUGGAAGAUGGCACUUUGCUCGAAGAACCUCCAGGCGUGGAAGGGUAUCUCACUCGACAUAACGAUGGAACAACCAAAGAACAGGUAUACAUCUCUUCGCACGAUGGCAAUAUCUUUGUGGGACAUAUGAGAGAUGCGAAACCACCUCUUCUACCUCAAAAGGAGAGUUCGACACCAUCUGAACUAUUCCCUGAUUUGUUCAGCACAUUCAUAGAUACAGAACAUAAGAGGAUAGCAAGGUACCUUCAACGUUGCGCUGGAUGUAUCGAUUUAAGAGAUAUAGUUUCUAUAAAAAUCAUAUCGGAUGAUUCACCGAAACAUACUAGGUCUACAUCAAGUACUUCUGCUACUCGAGAAGGUUUCGAUCGCAUUGUGACUAAUGCAGAGGAUGUACAAGGGAAAACAUUCGAAGUGGAAAUGUCAGCUGGAGGGAUUGUGAAGCUUGAAUGUCAAACCUGGGAAAUCGCGAAAGAAUGGGUGGAAAGCUUAAAAGCCUUGAAGAGUUAUUGGGAGAGAAGACAUCGUGUAGACGCGAGACAACGUAUGGAUGCGAUCUCGUUACAUUCUCAUGAGAAUCCAUUCACGGGUACCGAACUUUCGAAUGAAUCCGAUAAUUUCAUUUCGGAGAUAUGGGAUUGGUGUGUUCUAGAUGGAUGUAGGAGUACUUGUUUAUCAGGUAGGUUAUACAUGAAAAAGGAUAAAUGGGAUAAAUUCAGAUCGAAAUACAUCGUAUUAACAGGAGGAAGUUUGGUCUCGUUCAAAAUCAAGAAGAAGUCAGCUUUUCAUACUAGAAGUAAAAGAUAUUCAUUAUUUGGUGCAUAUGUUUACUCGGGAAUGUUAGCACUGGAUGAAAUGCCAUCGUCGACUUCAGGUUCUUCAACUACAAAUGACGCAUUCAGUUCUCAAGCUAGAGUGUAUCAAGAUGGAUUACAAUCUUCUGAUGGUCCCGAAGAUACCACUUUCUGCGUUAGGUUGGCAUUGCCGUCUUCUAAAUGGUCAAAAAAGAGUGUCAAUCAUCCAUGGGAAGAAGAGGGGGAAGGUGAAAAGGACGGUUUGAACAAUCUUGUUAUUCCUGAUCUAACUAAGAAAGCUACUCAGUUAUUGAUAUUCCGUGCUCGAUCAAAGCUCGAGAGGGAUCGUUGGGUCUGGGCUACGAACGCGGAGAUGGAAAGACAAGUCAGAUCUCAUCAAAAACAAGAAGACGCAUUGAGAAACCAUGGUAAUGUUCCUGAACGUUGGUUUUGA
Molecule: messenger RNA, 3651 nt
Organism: Kwoniella shivajii
Lineage: Eukaryota; Fungi; Basidiomycota; Tremellomycetes; Tremellales; Cryptococcaceae
Exons: 9
Coding region: 1-3651 (1216 amino acids)
Biological process (GO): protein localization to prospore membrane
Cellular component (GO): prospore membrane
Source: RefSeq, a predicted model, not a curated record